AUGAAUACAGAUAGCGACCUGUAUGACCCCGAUGAAGUCCUGCCUAGGAACAGCCCGCUCUUGCAGCCGCUUCGUCCUACGCUCCGACCGCCGACUCCGAGCCCGCCGCCGAUCACCUCGCCCCAGUCCAUCAGUUCCGCUUCUAGCUUUGGUGACAAGAAACCGCGUGUUCGGAUGCCGAGACCAACCUUGGGCGAUGGGAUCCUGAUUAGCUACCUGGACAACCAUCGGCAGCACGACAUCGCCCUCCAAGCCAGCGUGAACGGUUUGCCAUGCGAGCCCGAAUCUCCCGCGGAUACCGAUCUCAUCGACGACACCGGCUCUUUAAACAGCGCCGUUUCGCCGGGGGGCCGACGGUCUGGCAGGGACAACGACAAAGGCGGGGGGACAUACACGAGCUCGAGAAUGUCUGUUGAUCCGCCUGGGCUGGAGAGUUUGGGAGGGUUCGAUUUGAAAAGUCUGGCGGCAGGUGCCUUGGCUGCAGUUAUCACGGACGCGCAACCUGAAGCCCCUACCGCCACGGAAACGAAGCUACCUGAUACUGAGGCUGGUUCUGGGUUACAAAGACCACAACCACCACCGGCACCACCGGCACCACCACCACCAGUACUCAAGGCGCCGGUAAUACCGGUGCGAUCAAACUCCUUCCGGGAUGAGCGUCCUGCCGCCAUAUCAGCACCGCCUCCGGUGCCUUCAUACGGCCCUAUCUCUCCUCGCGAGCAAGGCCACCAUUCUCCCAGCAACAGUAUCACAUCGGCAACCCUCAGCGAAGGUUUGGCCCCCCUCAAGCUUAACUCGCUGAGGUUUGAGAACAACGGACCGACGCUUCCGUCCAUCCGAUCUACUUUUGGGGACAUCAAUCAGCUUCGUACCAACGUUGCUGCUGAGCAUGAGAGAAUGCGGUCUGCUACCUUCCCACGGUCUCCUCCUGCCACCACGCCGCGAUUGCCUUCAUUAGGCGGCCAUGGCUCGCCGCCACCUUUGUCACCAGUUGACAGUUUUCGGGGACCCCUUUCCCCGAGCCACUCUCUUGUACACCCAGCAGCAAGCCCUCCAGGGACCUAUGGCGGGUAUUAUGCACAGAUGGGCAGCCAUCCUCGGCAAUCCGACUAUGCGAGCAGUUCAACGGCCACUCCCGGUUCUGAGCAAUCGGCCUCCACCCCCGGGGCAAAUAAUUCUAAUCAUAAUAGCAUCGACCGAAUAGGUUCGAUACCGCUGGAGGGCGUCACACACAUUGGGACCUAUGUCUGCAAAUUCAGCGGGUGCAACGCCCAGCCGUUUGCUACUCAGUACCUGUUGAACUCCCACGCCAAUGUACACUCUUCUGCCCGGCCACAUUAUUGCCCUGUUGCGGGGUGCCCCCGUAGCGAGGGAGGCAAAGGAUUCAAACGCAAAAACGAAAUGAUACGGCACGGUCUAGUCCAUGAUUCACCGGGAUAUGUGUGUCCAUUUUGCCCUGACAGAGAGCACAAGUAUCCAAGACCAGACAAUCUUCAGAGACACGUUCGUGUACACCACGUUGACAAGGAUAAAGACGACCCACUACUCCGCGAUGUACUUUCACAACGGCCCGACGGACCAAGCAGGGGAAGACGACGACGAGGUGGCCCUGGGUGA
Podospora pseudocomata is the source of this 1617-nucleotide messenger RNA. RefSeq lists its product as uncharacterized. The record is from RefSeq and is a predicted model, not a curated record. Gene Ontology annotation, biological process: regulation of transcription by RNA polymerase II. The transcript has 2 exons. Gene Ontology annotation, molecular function: DNA-binding transcription factor activity, RNA polymerase II-specific; RNA polymerase II cis-regulatory region sequence-specific DNA binding. Bases 1 to 1617 code for a protein of 538 amino acids. Gene Ontology annotation, cellular component: nucleus. Lineage: Eukaryota; Fungi; Ascomycota; Sordariomycetes; Sordariales; Podosporaceae.